AUGCAGGAGGCUACGCGACAUUUACUUGACGGUGUUAUUGGCCUUACAUGCGUCGAUCCUGGUCUUAACACGGCUGUAGCUACCGCACCGCUUGUAGUUAACGUUAUUGCCCAACAGUCACUCUUCGCCUGUCACGCCGCCUCCGCCGCCCACGCAUUACUGCAGGAUGGAGACUCGUCGUUGUGGUACAUCAUGCGACAUGUAGCGCAGGCACGAGAACGUUAUACUGCCGUCCAUGCACCUCCACCACCGCCGCCUAUUCCCUCCAGACGAGCAGAGUGUAAUGUGGAGCUGCGGGAUUUGUUAACGGGUGUAUCUCGUAAUAAUAGUGGGGCUGUUACAGCACUAGCACGACCGCAAACAGUCUCAUCUGUAUCACAUACACCACCACCCUCAACUUCGCAUACGCCUGCAUUAACAUCAGCAUCAGAAUCUACUACAACACCUCCAAUAGCAGUUUUAGCCCCAACUUUAGCCCAAACGUCAUCUUCAGGUACACCUCUGAUGUUAUCACCAUGGGAUUUUCGUGUAGUAGUUGUAGGUGGUGGACGUGUAGGGCGUGCUAUUGUGGAACAAUUACUACUAGCUCCUCAUAUUAUACAUCCAUCACGUAUUACUAUUAUAACACGACAAACAGAAUCUGUGGCUCAAUUUGCAGGACGUGGGGUGCAGUGUACAGGUCGACGUGAAGGACGUAACGCACUUUUAGAGUGUCAUGUGUUGAUUAUAGCAUGUCAACAGACUCAAUUCUAUGAUUUUGCAAGUAUAUACUGUCCACGACGAAGUGUUAAACAAGGUCCUCCACCAAGUUCACGAACGAGUAGUAGUAAAACACAUCAGACAGAGUCUUCUAUUUCUCAUUCGCAGGAAACUCAAAGACGACGACCACGACGACGUCAACAGAAGAAAAAAACAUUACGUGAUGUAGUAAAUAAGUGGCGUACUACAGAUGAUGAUGAUUAUGAUAACGGUUCUAAUAAUUAUGAUAACGGUAGUACUGUUAACGGUGUUUCAAACCCUUCCAUGACAAGAUUGCUUAAACCUGGUACUUUUGUUUUUUCCUGCUGUGCAGCAUUGGGAACACACAAGAUUGCGAAAGAAUUGGGUCACUUUGAUCCACUUGUAAUACGUGCAGAGGUUGAUUUUGCCGGUGUACACGCUGGAGCUGAGCAGUUUAACACAGAUAAAGAUGCAUUUCGUUCAGACUUUAUUAGGCGUAUUGCAUUAGAGGGAAAUUCCUUCUUAUCAUCCCUUAAUGCUCUUCAACAGUCUUAUAUGGCAGGGGAGAGUCCAUUUGUGGAGGUUAAUAGUAUUUCUGCGGGUGAUUUAUUUAGUUGUGAAGCGCAAAUUCGCGUACACCGUAGACGUAAAUAUGUUCCACCACCUGAUAUACAAGAUACAAUGCGUGGUGAGGGAGUAAGUGGAACUACACCCUUCUUAUUAAAGAUGUGGCAUGCACUUUGUUGUUUUAUUGUAGUGAAACUAUCAGCAUUUCCACCUGGGCAACAACGUCUUUUUACAUAUUUACAACGUGUAGGACCUUUGCUAGGAGCUGCACUUGUAGCACUCCCAGGAGAUCUUCAGGCACGUGUGGUGGCGAAACUAACAGAGUUAUUAGAUCGAGAUGUGGAUGAAAUUUACGAGACCGAAGAAGAUCCACUUAUUAAAUUAGAUCAACGCAUAGUGGCUGCCUAUGAUAGUGAUAGUGACCCGGAUAACGUAGUAAACGCCAUCGCAACAGGAACAGGAACAACAACUGCAACUGCAACUGCCAAUCCUCAAUCUCCUCCUGAUGUUGCUGGUAUGAGAGAACUCACACGCCUUGUGAAGUGUUUUCCUGAACUAUUUAGUGACGAGACAGAUGUCCUGCAGAGGCUUCGUGAACAUUAUCUUGCUGUUACAGAGCUCAAAGGCGUUUGA
Molecule: messenger RNA, 1920 nt
Organism: Trypanosoma theileri
Lineage: Eukaryota; Euglenozoa; Kinetoplastea; Trypanosomatida; Trypanosomatidae
Exons: 1
Coding region: 1-1920 (639 amino acids)
Source: RefSeq, a predicted model, not a curated record